AUGGUCGUCGCGCAGCGCCGGCUCGCGUUCCUCGUCGCCGCCGCGGCGUCCGCGGUGGAGCAGCCGCUCCUGCUGUGCAGCCCCGGCGGGCGCGACGGCUUCGGGUCCCAGUACUUCCACCACAUGGCCGUCUUCGGCGCCUGCGCCGCCCACGGCGACUGCUGCUACGUGCACUCGUCGUUCCAGACGCUGGCCCACGGCGCGGACCCGCGCCGCGCCGAGGCGUUCACGGGCCUGCGGUCCGGCGACGCCUGCCGCCACCUGCUGUCGUCGCCGCGGCGCGACGAGACCCUGCCGCCGGACCCCGAGGGCGCGUCCAUCGGCUGCAGCAACGGGCGGCUGCGGCGCGAGGGCGCGACGGCGGGCUGGCGGUUGUCGACCAUCGAGUGGCCGCGGCCGGCGCCCAAGUACAGCCUCUGGACCUUCCUGCACAACGCGACGACGCGCGGGGCGCUCCGCCGGCUCUACGACGCCGCGCCGAAAGUCGGCUUCCCCGCGCCGCCGGACUGCGCCGUGCGCAUCCACGCGCGCCGCGGGGACCACGUCGUCGCCGGCGGCGCCGCGGGCCACAAGGAGACGAACGCGACGCUGCUCUGCGUCGUCGACGCGGCGCUGCGGCGCGCGCCGGGCGCGACGGUCUGCGUCUACAGCGAGGGCCGGCCGGAGGACUUCGGGCCCGCGCUCGCGACGCACCCGCGCGUCCACUGGCGCCUCGGCGGCGACCCGUUGCACACCUUCCACGAGCUCGUCACGGCGCCGACGCUCUUCGUCGCGGCCAAGUCGACCUUCUCCGCCGCCGCGGCCGUGUUGAACGAGGGCGAGCUCCUCUACGCGCCCCUCAAGGCCUACGCCGUCCACCAGGCGAAGCAGGAGCACUACAACCCCCUCGCGGCCUGCUUCGGCCUCGCCUGCGCCUGCGUCGCCGACGCCGAGAGGCGGUCCUGGUCCCGCGCGGCGUCGGAGUGCUGCGCGGACCCGCGGCCCGCGUACGCGCGCGGGCCCCGGGGCCUCCCGGGCCAGCUCGGCCUGUCCGACUUCCGCUUUAGGCUGCUCAACUAG
This is a messenger RNA of Aureococcus anophagefferens, 1059 nucleotides long. RefSeq lists its product as hypothetical. The coding region runs from base 1 to 1059 and encodes 352 amino acids. The transcript has a single exon. The record is from RefSeq and is a predicted model, not a curated record. Lineage: Eukaryota; Pelagophyceae; Pelagomonadales; Pelagomonadaceae.